UUUAGAGGUUCCUGUUUGCAUCUCUGCAGCCACUUCAGAACGCACGCAUUUGGUUUGCUCUGAGCCUGACCUUCUGUGCCGGCAGAAGUCUCUUCAGUCGGACUUGGGUACUGCAGAUGUAGCGCAGUUCAGUGCUUGGCUUCCCCUCGGUGCGCCUCAUCUUGGGUUGAAAAAUUGGAGAGCAGGCAUGUGUUGCCCACUGAAACUCCUCCUGAUGCCAGUGUUACUGGAUUAUUCCCUGGGCCUGAAUGACUUGAUUGUUUCCUCCCUUGAGCUAACGGUCCAUGUGGGUGAUUCAGCCCUGAUGGGGUGUGUUUUCCAGAGCACAGAAGAGAAACAUGUGACCAAGGUAGACUGGAUGUUCUCAUCGGGAGAGCACGCCAAGGAUGAUUAUGUGCUAUACUAUUACGCCAACCUCAGCGUGCCUGUGGGGCGCUUCCAGAACCGUGUGCGCUUGGUGGGAGACAUCUCACGCAGCGAUGGUUCUCUCCUGCUCCAAAAUGUGGAAGAGGCCGACCAGGGAACCUACACUUGUGAAAUCCGGCUUGAAAUGGAGAGUCUGGUGUUCAAGAAAGCGGUGGUGCUGCAUGUUCUACCAGAGGAAACCAAAGAGCUCAUGGCCCAUGUGGGUGAUUCGACUCAGCUGAGCUGUGUUCUCCAGAGCACAGGAGAGAAACGCAUGACCAAGGUAGACUGGACGUUCUCAUCAGGAGAGCAUGCCGAGGAGGAGGUUAUGUUACGUUAUCACUCCAAACUCAGGGUACCUGUGGGGAACCCCCAGAACCGGGGCCGCUUCCAGAACCGUGUAACCCUGGUGGGGGACACCUCCCGCAAUGAUGCGUCUAUCAUGCUCCAAGGAGUGCGGGAGUCUGACAGAGGAAGCUACACCUGCAGUAUCCACCUGGGGAACCUGACCUUCAAGAAAACCACCGUGCUGCACGUGAUCCUGAAAGAGCCCCGAACAUUGGUGACCCCAACGGCCCUCAAACCUGAGAUCCUGGGUGGUAAUCAGCUGGUGAUCAUUGUGGGGAUUGUCUGUGGCACUAUCCUGCUGCUUCCCGUUCUGAUAUUGAUCGUGAAGAACACCCACAGGAAUACGAGCUCAGGAACGUCCACAACCCUGGUAAAAAGCCUGGAGAACAUACAGAAGGCUGAUCCAGAGAAACAUGUUUACUCCUCAAUAACCACACGGGAGCUGAUUGAGGAAGAAGAAUCGAGUGGAAGGGCAGAGGCCACCUACAUGACCAUGCACCCAGUUUGGCCUUCUCUGAGGUCAGCCCCAAAUUACCCGCCUGAAGAAAAGUCAGCUGGGGGAAUCCCCAAACCAGAGCAAGCCUUUUGAGGAGAAAGGAGAAUUCCUUUUGUCCUUAGCAGUGGCACAGACUCUGUCCUCUGUGUGUCCCGAGUCACUGUCCUGGUCAUUCCGGACCCCUGCCCCCACCCCAGCUGGUUUCCUGCCUCAUCGGUCAAAAGGCUGAAGAAGGAGAGUCCAGAACCUGGCAGAAAGACAGGACAGCUCGGCAGGAACGGGCUUCGGUGGAGAGAAGCAUGGCGGCGCUCCUUCCGGAGCGGGACACUGGCCCUGGGGACCCCGGCCGAGCCGCCGCAGUGGCCUCCUGCAUUCCAUCAGGUCCUCCCCUUGGAUGUUGGUCUCCAUGGAUGGGUUUCUGGGAAGAAUCACAGAAAUCAAAACCAACCCAAAUGGUUCCUUUGGCAAAUUACCCCUAAAUAAACGAGGCUUGUGGAAAUCA
Herpailurus yagouaroundi (jaguarundi) is the source of this 1751-nucleotide messenger RNA. It is a transcript of the gene JAML, whose product is annotated as junction adhesion molecule like. Gene Ontology annotation, cellular component: plasma membrane. Lineage: Eukaryota; Metazoa; Chordata; Mammalia; Carnivora; Felidae. Gene Ontology annotation, molecular function: cell adhesion molecule binding. Gene Ontology annotation, biological process: monocyte extravasation; neutrophil chemotaxis; heterophilic cell-cell adhesion. The transcript is spliced from 10 exons. Bases 188 to 1342 code for a protein of 384 amino acids. The record is from RefSeq and is a predicted model, not a curated record.